Molecule: messenger RNA, 679 nt
Organism: Malania oleifera
Lineage: Eukaryota; Viridiplantae; Streptophyta; Magnoliopsida; Santalales; Ximeniaceae
Product: protein NONRESPONDING TO OXYLIPINS 2, mitochondrial
Exons: 3
Coding region: 126-410 (94 amino acids)
Source: RefSeq, a predicted model, not a curated record
AUUUUAAUAUUUAUUGGCAAAUUUUAAAGUAAUGCCAAAUAUUGAAAAGCAUAGGGUUUAAGAAGCUUCCCCAGCUCCUGCUGCACCCGCUCGUCUGGCCCGUCUCACCGCCUUCUCCGACCGAGAUGGCUUCAUUCUGCAGAGCAGCUCUGCUGUCACGUGCGAGGUCCGUGACAUCCCGAUCCAGAACACUUCUUCCCAACUCCACCUCUGCGAAACCCACGCCCUCUUUGUUGUCUUCUUCCCCAGUACCCACCCCUUGCGCUUCAAGGGUCCUCUCGGCAUUGGGAAGUGUAGAAUCACUGAUGCCGCUUCAUAGCGCCAUUGCUUCUGCCCGUCUCAAAUCGAGCAUCGCCGCUGAUUCCUCUUGCUGGAGCUGGCUUUCUCAAGGGCUUGCAUUACCUUUGUGACAAGGCCCCAGGGGAUCUGUAUGGGGAAGUAAAUUGAUUAGGAUUUUCCUACAUUGCUUUGAGAAGAGAAAUGUUCUUCAAGUCUUGAAAUUUUGGACACUGUAUUGUGUAGCUUAUGCUAAAUUGUUUGACCCAGCUACUCCUUGCUGUUAUUUACCUCUUUUCCCUUUUUUUUUUUCUUGGAAUUGUUUAAUAAUAUUAUUGAAGGAAUUCUCUUGUUUUGUUUUUUGUGGUAUCUAUAAGGAAAAGUAAGUCUCAUUGUGAUUCAA